Messenger RNA from Triplophysa rosa, 5502 nucleotides. It is a transcript of the gene epb41b, whose product is annotated as erythrocyte membrane protein band 4.1b. Gene Ontology annotation, biological process: cortical actin cytoskeleton organization. The record is from RefSeq and is a predicted model, not a curated record. The transcript is spliced from 28 exons. Gene Ontology annotation, cellular component: plasma membrane; cytoskeleton. Bases 161 to 4672 code for a protein of 1503 amino acids. Gene Ontology annotation, molecular function: cytoskeletal protein binding. NCBI's taxonomy places the organism in Eukaryota, Metazoa, Chordata, Actinopteri, Cypriniformes, Nemacheilidae.
CAUGUCCCUUCAUUACUACAGAACUGUAGGAAUCUGCUCAUGUGAAACAACACUGAAGUUCUGACAUCUGACUAAAGAGAAUUGUAAAACUUUGCAUGAAUGUUUGCAGCUCAUUCUUUGGCAGAACAAGACGACUUCAUCACUAAGGAUUUUGAGAGACAUGUUGCAGUGUCAAGUGAAUUUCCUUGAUGACACCCACUUUAUGUGGGAGCUGGAGAGAAAUGCAGUGGGGCGGGAUCUCUUCAAUAAAGUAUGUGAACACCUUGAUCUGUUGGAGAGGGAUUACUAUGGUCUGGCCAUGUGGGAUUCUCCAUAUACCAGGGGAUGGCUGGACUGUUCUAAAGAGAUUCUAAAACAGAUUAAAGGUCCAGUAGCAGAAUUCUUUUUUAAUAUCAAGUUUUACCCUCCCGAUCCCUCAAUUCUGGCUGAAGACAUUACUAGAUAUCAUCUGUGUCUUCAGCUACGGAAAGAUAUUAUGAUAGGUCGACUGCCCUGUCCAUCAGACAUGUUGGCUCUGUUGGGUUCAUACACAGUUCAGUCGACACUUGGAGAUUAUGACCCAAAUCUCCACAAGAAUAACUAUGUCAGUGAGAUUGUUCUCGCACCCAACCAAAGUGAAGAGCUAGAUGAGAAAGUGAUGGAACAGCAUGCGACACACAGAUCUUUGAGUCCUGCACAGGCAGAUAUGCUUUUUUUCGAGUAUGCCAAGACACUCCCUAUGUAUGGAGUGGACCUGCAUCCUGCUAAAGAUGUUAGCGGUGCAGAUGUAAUGCUGGGUGUGUGUUCUGAAGGACUGAUGGUGUUUAAGGAUGAGAUCAAAACAAAUAGCUUCUCAUGGCCUAGAGUUCUUAAAAUCUCUCACAAACGCAAUACUUUUCUUCUCAAGAUCCGCUCUUCUGAGGAUGAGUUAGAUGGAGAUGUCAGCUUUACUCUGCCCAGCUACAGAGCCUGCAAACAACUCUGGAAAUGCUCUGUGGAGAACCACAGUUUCUACAGAAACAGACUUCAAGAUACAACAGCAAAAAGGUUUUUGACCCUGGGAUCAAGGUUUCGUUACAGUGGACGCACUUUGUCUGAGUGCCUGGAGGCCAGUACCAACAUCACUCGGGCUCCUCCACAAUUUUUACGCCUUGCCACAAAGAGAAAAGCAAAUGAAGAAAUCCUUAAUGUUCUGAAGCAGCCGGUGCAAACGGAGUCAGAUGACUGGUUCUUGGUACAUGAUUCGGAUAAAUGGGAAGUUUCUUCAUCAGAUGAUGUAAUGCUGGAGAGCAAAGAGCUCUGGGAGUCAAAGCAGGAGGCUGAUGAUUGGUUCGUUCUCCUCGAGUCCAGCCUAUCUCCACCAUCAGUUCUUCAACAGUUUUUUGAGACUGAAGAACAAAGAAAAGUAGAGAUUGUGGAGGAGAACGAGUCAGAGGAGAGGACCACAGAUGAGCUGGUGAUAAAACGUUCAUAUAAAGUUAAUGUGGCACAAGAGGGGCCUGUGGAGCUGAAGGUCAUGGAGGAACUAGCAAGAGACAUCAUGAAGAAAGAACAUCCUGAAUUAAAAGAGCAAAUAAUGACUAUGAAGGAAUCGCUAACAGAAGAAAUCCUACAGGUGAAUGGGGAAAGAAUACAAAGAGUAGUCAUCACAAAACAAUGGACACAGGAGGUCAACACUUUUGUGGAAUCGCAAGAAGAUGUAGAGAAAAAGAUAGAGGUGGGGAAACUUCUCAGUAUGGGUUCUGAGAAAACAUCUGAGAGAUUGGAAAUCAUAGAACGGAAACUACAGGAGGUGGAGACUAUUGAACAGAAACUACUAGAUGUUGAAGUGCUGAGGGUUGGAUUACAGGAAAUAGAAAGUUUGGAGCAAAGACUACAGCGAGCUGAGAGGGAGGAGCUUCAACAAGCUGAAACGGCUGAUUGGUACAUUCUGCUAGAUCCCAGUCCAUCAUUGCUCACUGCUGCCCCCACAGCUGAGGAACAGAUAAACAUCAACAAACCAAUGGCAAGAAAUGAUGAUUGGUACAUUCUUGUGGAGAUGCCCGCACAGAGAAUAAAGUUAUCAGCUUCUCCUACAGUUCAAACAGAUGUGAUCGGCACCAUCGCAGGAGUAGAUCAGGCUGAAGAAGUAGAAAGUAAGGAAGCAGAAAAGAAAAUACAGCUCCUGCCACCAGACGAACCAAAAACACACACAUGUGAGGAGACAUCAGUUGAGCUUUAUGAAGAGACCAGAGAGGAGGUGACUCAGAGCAGAGUGAGAAUAGAUAAGGAGCAAGUGACGGUGGAUUAUAGAAGACCACAGCCAGUUCUUCCAGGACAGCAGGCAGACCGGCCUCAAAGAGACUUGGAGGAUGAUUGGUUCAUCCUUUCAGAAGUUUCUCCUAAAACAUCAGUGUCUUUGGCUUAUCCAUACCUGCGAGGAGCAACUGUUGAGCUGUAUGAGGAGAGCAGAGAGGAGGUGCUUCAGAGCGGAGUGAGAAGAGAGGAGCAAGAAUCAGAGCCAAUCAUGUUGGAGAAGAGAGCAACACAAGCUCAGAGAGAUGUUGAGGAUGACUGGUUCAUUAUUCUGGACGUUUCCCCCAAAGGGACAGUGCCUUUGGUUUAUCCUCAUCUGCAAAGCACAACUAUUGAGCCAUAUGAAAAGAGAGUGACGCCAGAGAAGGUCGAGUACAAACAACAGCAGCAGGUGACAGUAGAAGAUAGCAGACCACAACAGGUUGUGCUUGAGCAAAGGGCAGCACAAACCCAGAGAGACAAAGCAUGCAUGUUCAUUGUGUUUGUAUCAGUGCCUUUGGUAUAUCUGAGAGGAGGAGCUGUUGAGGUGUAUGAGGAGAGCAGAGAGGAUCGGGUGACUGAGGUGAUGACCGUGAGCACUGGACAAACCGUGAUAACAGAGAAGAAGAGUGUUGUACAAACCCCAGAGUUUCCAGUGGUACCCAGAGAGGUUGAUGACGACUGGUUUCAGCUUUUUAACCGAGCGCCUUAUGAGCAGAGUAUUCCAUCAGGAGCUCGCUUUGUUUCUCUGACACCUCUGAAUGAGGAAAAGAGAGCUGUAGAGAGAAGAAGAGAUGAGGUGCAGAAGAAACAACAGGAGAGGGUGACAGUGGAUGAUAGAAGACCAGUGCCUAUUAUUCUGGAGCACAGAGCAGCACAAGUCCAAAGAGAGAGAGAAGAUGACUGGUCCAUCAUUUUAGAUGUUUCUCCUAAAGCAUCAGUGCCUACAACUGUUGAGGUGUAUGAGGAGAGCAGAGAGACCAGAGUGAGAAAAGAGGAGCGGGUGACUGAGGUGAUGACCGUGAGCACUGGACAAACAGUGAGAACAGAGAAGAUGAUGGUGAAGGUUGUACAAACGCCACAGGUGUUUCCAGUGGUGCCCAGAGAGAUUGAUGAUGACUGGUUUCAGAUGUUCGACCCAGUGCCGUAUGAGCAGAGAAGUAUUACAUCAGAAGGAAGAAAGUCAUACAGGCAUCAAGAGGAUGUCAAAAGCAGAGAUGUUGUAGUCCGUGAGCCCACCAAAGACCAGAGAGUUCAGAGGAUAGUGGAGAGGGUUGUGGAGGAGCAAAUAAGAGGAAAAACCGUGCUCACAGAAGAAAGACGAGUGGUCUUUGAGGAGCGCAGUGAGAGAGUCGACGUUGUACAGCAGAUGUUUCCUGUCAGGGUACGACAGGUGGAUGAUGAUUGGUGUGAGCUCCUCGACCCCACAGCGUUUGAGAAAAGAGCUGUUUUAUCAGUGGACACUGAGAAGCAGAGGAUAAAAGAACAGGAGGACAGAAGAGUAAGACAGCAGGACAGGAGAGUGAGAGAUGAUGUGGAGACCAGAAUGAGACAACAAGAGAUGCGCAAGCUGGAGCUGGAAGUCAGACGAUCUCAACCUGCUGUUAUUGUGCAAACAGUAGCACAGUCACAGAGAGAAGUGGAAGAGGAUUGGUUUGUUGUUUUUGAUGUUUCACCGAAACAAACAGUUGUGGCAGAUGUGAUUAAAGUGGACAAGAGAGGUGAAGAAGUGAAGAGAAGAGAGGAAGAAAAGACAAUAGAAGACAAGAGGAGAAAAGCAGAACAGAGGAGAAGAGAGGAAGAAAGGAGGAGGCAGAUACAAGUAGAAGACAGGCACAAAAUACCAGUUGGACCAGAGAAAACACCCGUUUGGCAGCAGAGAGAAAGGGAGGAUGACUGGUUUAAUCUUAUGGGUGUUUCCUCUAAAGAUUCUGUUUCCACACGGGUACCUGUUAUAUCUCCAGUGGCUGUACCCAAACCCCGCCCACAGAUCCCAGCUGACCAACCACUGACUUCGACUCCGACUAUACAACCUGUAUCUGUCACAAAAACAACCUAUCGGGACAGGACAAAAGACACGCUGGACAUCGCACUGGAGUCUGAGGCUGAAGAUUCUGUGCUUAUGGGAAAGUCACGGAGAUGGACGAAGAGAAUCGAAGGAGAGAGCAUAUAUGUUCGGCACAGCAUUCUUAUGCUGGAGGACUUUGAUGUGACCCAGGAGGUGGUCCUCAGGCAUCAAGCCAGUAUCAGUGAGCUAAAGCGUGUCUUCAUGGAGGCCAUGCAAGAUUUUGGACCCACGGAAUGGGACAGACGUCUCUCCUCAUACUCACCCAUGCCCAAAACACAGCUGCCUCAUGCCAACGGAGACAUACUCAUCAGCAUGGGCUUAAUUGAAGAUGGUGGAAAAACAGUUGUGUAAUGAAGCUCCACCCACAUGAACCAAUAUCUGCUUAAUAAUCAAAUUAGAUUUUACUAUAAUUAUGGAGUUUAAUAUUACAUACUAGUAGGAAAUUUAAAGAUGUGGAUGUUAUAUUUCUUAUUUUUUGUGUUUGAAAUUUUAUUCAAGAAAUAAAUACAUUUAGUCUAAUUAGUUGUAAACUGGUUUUAGUUGUAAAACAGCAUAACAGUUUGUAUAGCUCAAGCUUAAAGUCUAUAAAAAUCACAGUCUUACAGUUUGUUUUGUUUAAGGGAAACACUUUACAAUGAAGUUGUAUUUGUUAACAUUAGUAAAUGUAUUACCUAUGAACUAACAAUGAACAAUGUAGUUUUUCAGCUUGUAUUAAUGCUUGUCAAUGUUAGUUAAUGUCAAUAAAAUUAUUCAUGUUAAUUCAUGGUGCAUUAACUAAUGUUUACAGUUACAAUGUUUGAUUUUAAAAGUAUGUAUAAAUGCUGAAAUUAGCAUGAACUAAGAUUAAUAAAUGCUGUUAAAAUGUAGACAUUCUAAUGAAAAAUAAUCAUUUGUACUGCCAAAUCUGAGAUGUAUUGUAAGGUAACGUUUAAGACAUGAUAUGUGGUACAUUGUCCAUGUCUAAACUGAAUUGCUGAAGUUAUUUGCACCUGCCACUGGUUUUAGGUGUAGUAUCUGUAUUGGUCCAAUGUGUUGCAUACAUUGUGAGCACAGUUCAUGCUGUUGUCUAAAUGCUGUAAUACAGCUUUCUUAAACAAACACAGGUCACAGUCACAGAGAAAUGCUAGUCUGCAUAAAUGCAAUAAAUGGCUAUUCAUGGCAGCACAAUGUAUUUAACUUUG